Conger conger (European conger) is the source of this 3513-nucleotide messenger RNA. RefSeq names its product solute carrier family 35 member G1 (gene slc35g1). The transcript has 3 exons. Lineage: Eukaryota; Metazoa; Chordata; Actinopteri; Anguilliformes; Congridae. The record is from RefSeq and is a predicted model, not a curated record. Gene Ontology annotation, cellular component: endoplasmic reticulum membrane; plasma membrane. The coding region runs from base 82 to 1347 and encodes 421 amino acids. Gene Ontology annotation, biological process: calcium ion export across plasma membrane; regulation of cytosolic calcium ion concentration.
UAUUAAACUUCAUUCACCACUGUUCAGGGACCUGCGAAGGAGCUCUCCCCAACAAAGUAUGCUCGCAUCUUGCAUCUGAAAAUGGGUGAUUUCAGUGACAGGACCGCAGGCGAACAUGACGACGACGAUGUUAUAUCGGCUGUCCCUCGAAGUGAGGAAGACAUUAGACUCGAGGUUUUGAACAUAGUUGACAACGAGGAAGAUGAUGAACGAACAACAGAGAGGAUUCAUCUACAGAGUACAGAUAACUGUCAUGUACCUGACGAUGCAGGCGAUUCAAAGACGCUACGGAUCACCAGCAAACAUAACCUCAGUCCCCAAAAACGACUGUGUUUACCCAUGUGUUGCAGAGAAAGUACGGCUGGCACAGGGGGCACCUCAUUGGCGAAAGACACAGCUCCAGCAAAGAAACCAGCUUGCGCAGGCCUUGGCCUAGUGUAUGCUCUUCUGUCAUCACUUUUGUUCUCCAUUUUGGCUCUUCUUGUGAAGAAAAUAGACGGGGUACAUGCUGUGGAAAUAAGUGCUAUACGCUGCUUCUUCCAGAUGGUCUUUGUGCUACCUGCGUUGAUUUAUUAUAAAACUGGGUUCCUUGGACCAAGAGGCCAGCGCUUUUUUUUGUUUUUGAGAGGGUUGUCGGGGUCGAACGCCAUGAUCCUGUUGUACUACGCGGUGCAGCAGAUGCCCCUGGCAGACGCCAUGGUCAUCGUUUUCAGCAACCCCGUGUUCACCUCGCUGCUGGCGUGGAUGUUCCUCAGGGAGAAGUGCACUGUACUGGACCUGCUCUUCACCGUCUCCACGCUCUCGGGCGUCGUGCUCAUAGCCAGGCCUCCGUUCAUCUUCGGCUCCAGCCUCUCCGGGAUAGAGGGAGACUACGCCAACCACAUCAAGGGCACCGCGGCCGCCUUCGCCGCUGCCAUCUGCGCCGCCUGCACCAUGGUCGUGCUCAGGAAGAUGGGCAAGAACGUCCAUUACUACCUCUCCGUGUGGUACUACGCCGUCAUGGGCCUGAUCGAGUCCGUCAUUGCCAUGUUCGUCAUCGGCGAGUGGAGCGUCCCCCACUGUGGUCGGGACAGGUGGUUCCUCAUCUCCAUAGGGGCCAUCGGAAUCGCCGCGCAGACGUUUCUCACCAAAGCCCUUCAGCUGGAGAAGGCAGGGCCCGUGGCCUUGAUGCGGACCAUGGAUGUAGUGCUGGCGUUCAUCCUCCAGUUCCUCUUCCUCGAACAAAAACCAACAUGGUGGAGCCUGGGCGGGGCCCUGUGCAUUAUCUGCAGCACAAGUGGGGUGGCCCUCAGGAAAUGGUACAACAGCACCAGAAAGAACACGCAGAACGGGCGCAAUGGAAAAUAGAGAAAUAUUUCAUCAAAUGGGUCAACACUCGUGUGGUAUGAGAGGAUCUAACGGCCCUGGAAGGCCAGUAUUGCAAUUUUGGUCACAUACAUUUAAUUUUGGUCUCUACUUUUUUGGAUGUAGAACUUAUUUUUAUACUGUCAACCAAAGAAACAGUAUGCAGUAACAAUAUUACUGGAAAUAUAACAGUACAUUACUUCUGCAUGUUUCUAUGGAAACGCACAACACUGUAAGUUUACAGUCUAACUGAACCUGCCUUUAUUACACUGGCCACGUUCCAGUGGAGCUUUAGCAUUGUGGGAUUUAUGUGAUUUAUAUUAUAGUGGGCUGAAGGUCAUUAAGUUGUAGAGUUAAAAUGUUCGCCAAGAUGAAGAACAAUUAAUUUAAUUUUAGAUUAUUUUUUGUUGUGUGGGCAACACAAGGUUUUUUUUUAUUUCAGGUUUCUUUCCGAAUUAAGCUUUAAAUAUUUCCAUGUCAGAAGAUCAGUGAUAUUUGGAAAAGAUAGGAAGGGUGUAGUGCAUAUGUUUCACACAGUGAGUAGAAAGCAGCCAUGUCAUUUGGGGAAAAAUAAAGAAGGUAUCAGUUAAACUGUCACAAGAACAUUCAAAGCUACACUCAAAUGGUAUCUUUAUUUAAUAGGAUUUUAAAAUAUAUCUUUUCAUGAAUAUAUCCAGUAUGUUCAUUGUUUAUAUAGGCAUAAUGUAUUGAACAAUACUGUACUGGAUGUUUUAUUUGAUAAGUAACCAUUUUCUGUUAGGAACAACUAAUUAAGCAUAAUUGCACUUGUUUUUUACAUUCUCUUUUUUUGCACUCUCCAUGUUGCCCAGUUUCAAAUCUUUCAGAAUAAUAUUCCCGGGUGGCAUUGGAAUCUCGUCGUAGAGUUUUAUUUUAAUUUUAUUUAUUAAAUCUCUAGUAAUGGUUUUAGCUCCCACUGUGGGAACAAGGUCUUUUCACUUAAUUGCAUACUGCAAAGGAUGGAUUAUAAAGUCAGUAAGCAGUAUGUAAUUAAGUCCAAAUUAAGUCCAUAUUCCCACAGUGCGAAAGCGGUCUUUUACCUUAAUUACCUACUGCAGUGGAUAGAUUAUAAAAUUGGUCUGCUUUUUAUUAUACAUAAAAUGUGCUUCAUAACAAUCUUGCAAUGAUAAAGAUGCAAAUUUAAUAGUCAAAUGUUCGUUCUUUGUGUGGUUUCUCAUAUUUCUCCUCUUGCCACCGAUAGCCUUGGUGCUAUGUGUAACAUUUAUUUUAAGAGCUUUUUAAAAGUUUGACUGAACACAGAUUGAAAUUCAUGAAACUGUGGAUUUCUAUCCUUCAUAAUAUACACUCAAUGAGCACUUUAUUAGGUAUUUAUUAGGCUUUUUUUUUUUUACUUAAAUCUUUUGCUGCUGUAGCCUAUCCACUUAGAGGUUUGAUGUGUUGUGUGUUCAGAGAUGCUCUUCUGCAUACCACUAUUGUAAUAUGUGGUUAUUUGCGUUACAGUCACCUUCCUAUCAACUUUGACUGGUCUGGCCCUUCUGCUCUGAUCUCUCUCAUUAAUAAGGUGUCUCUCCCCGUAGAACUGCUGCUCACUGGAUGUUUUUGUUUUUUGCAGCAUUCUCUGCAAACUCUAGAGACUGUUGUGUGUGACUAUCCCAGGUGAUCAGCAGUUUCUGAAAUGCAUGAUUGUAUGCAUUGCACGGCUGGCACACAAUUGGCUGAUUGGAUGAUUGCUUGAAUAAGUGGGUGUACAGGUGUUCCUGAUAAAGUGUUCAGUGAGUGUGUAUAUACAAAUCAUUUUUCUUCUAAAAGGAAAGAAUGGAUAUUGUAUUUGUAUUAAUCUAAAUUAAACUACAUUUAAAUGUGGGGAAGGUGCACAUGCACUUAAAAUGUUUAAAAAAUAAUGUGCUUUUUUUAUGUGUAACAUAAAAUUUCCUCUAUAUUUCUCUUUUUAUAGAAAAAAUAAAUCCAUCCAUCAUUUAGGCAUCAUUAUAAUAAUUUCACAAUUAUUGGGAAUGUGUGGUAUGUUGUGAGCAUAAUUCUCCAAUUAUUUUUGCUGUAUUUUUCAAAGACAUGUUUUGGAUUCUAAGCAAUUUUAUAAAGAGAUAUGUAUUUAAAUAUAUGUAUAUAAAUAUGUAUUUUCUUUAUUUUAUGAUGUCUAAUCCUCAACAGUAAAUAUGUUUAAUACUACAA